AUGGCUCUGACAACCACAGCCACAGGCUCUGCUAAUCUCACCAACCCAAACCCCUUCCUCUCCCGUACCACCAUCACCCCUCCACCCACAAGCCCUCUCAAGCUCCUCAAUCUCCCCAAAAAGCCCAACCCCGCCACCAUCGUUGCCUCAUCAAUCUCCUCUUCCUCUUCUUCUUCUUCUUCUUCUUCUUCCACACUUUCAUCCGCCACUGGUCACCUUCUUGGGCCUCAAGAAUGGGCCUUGGACUCGUGGAAAUCCAAGCAGGCCCAUCAGCUGCCCGUUUACCCGGACUCUGAUGAGCUCCGAACCGUUUUGACCACCUUGGAGACGUUCCCGCCAAUCGUGUUCGCCGGAGAGGCGCGGCGGCUGGAGACGUGGCUGGGCAAGGCCGCAGUGGGAGAGGCCUUUUUGCUGCAGGGUGGAGACUGCGCUGAGAGCUUCAAGGAGUUCAAUGCCAAUAACAUCAGAGACACCUUCAGGGUCUUCUUGCAGAUGGCCAUCACUCUCAUUUACGGUGCUCAAAUGCCCGUCAUCAAGGUUGGAAGAAUGGCAGGCCAGUUUGCAAAGCCUAGGUCUGAACCAUUUGAGGUUAAAGAUGGUGUGAAACUCCCAAGUUAUCGGGGAGACAAUAUCAAUGGUGAUGCGUUUGAUGAGAAAUCCAGAACACCAGACCCACAAAGGUUACUCAGAGCAUACCUCCAAUCUGUUGGCACUCUGAAUCUCCUUAGAGCAUUUGCCACUGGUGGGUAUGCUGCCAUGCAGAGAGUCGCAGAUUGGAAGCUUGACUUCGUAGAGCAUAGUGAGCAAGGAAACAGGUACAAGGAACUUGCACAGAGAGUAGAUGAAGCUAUUGGAUUCCUUAAUGCUGCAGGGGCUACUGCUGACAAUCCGAUAAUGAAUACAGUUGAGUUUUGGGUAUCUCAUGAAUGCCUUCAUUUACAGUACGAGCAGGCCUUGACUAGAGAGGAUUCAACAACAGGCCACUAUUACGACUGUUCUGCACACAUGCUUUGGGUAGGCGAGAGGACUCGACAAUUGGAUGGAGCACAUGUUGAAUUCCUUCGGGGCGUAUCCAAUCCUCUUGGCAUUAAGGUGAGUGAUAAGAUGGAUCCAAAGGAGCUUGUGGAAUUGUGUGAAAUUCUCAACCCUCAUAACAAGCCUGGUAGGCUGACAAUAAUUACCAGGAUGGGAGCAGAUAAUAUGCGGAUAAAGCUCCCGCAUUUGAUCAGAGCUGUGCGUCAGGCAGGGCUUAUCGUCACAUGGGUCAGUGAUCCCAUGCACGGGAACACUAUAAAGGCUCCGUGUGGGCUGAAGACACGGCCAUUUGAUGCAAUCAGGGCUGAAUUAAGAGCUUUCUUUGACGUCCAUGAACAAGAAGGGAGCUAUCCUGGAGGAGUGCAUCUGGAGAUGACUGGGCAGAAUGUGACAGAGUGCAUUGGAGGGUCGAAGACUGUGACCGCCAAUGACUUGACCUCUCGCUAUCACACACAUUGUGACCCCAGGCUGAAUGCAUCCCAGUCACUUGAGCUGGCCUUUUUAAUAGCAGAUAGGUUGAGGAAAGACAGGUUAAGAUCUAAGAAUGAGUUUCAGAUCAAUAGUAGUUCUGCUGCGUAA
This is a messenger RNA of Prunus armeniaca (apricot), 1614 nucleotides long. The record is from the annotation of a GenBank genome assembly. NCBI's taxonomy places the organism in Eukaryota, Viridiplantae, Streptophyta, Magnoliopsida, Rosales, Rosaceae.